AGAGCAGCGGUGGUGGCAGCGGGGGACUCCGGAAGCUCACCCUUCACCCGGAAAUGGUUGUUGAGGAACAUGGCGUUGCUGGUGCGAGUCCUUAGGAACCAGAUUAGCAUCUCCCAGUGGGUUCCAGUAUGCAGCUGGCUGGUACCUUUGUCUCCUACACAGGGACGGUGGGGCAGGCCUCUGUUUGGCACUUCCCAGUGGCCCCAGAUGAGCCAGUUCCUAGCAUGUGGUGGCUCAGAACAGAUUCCUGGAAUAGACAUACAGCUGAGUAGGAAGUAUCACACCACGAGUAAGUUUUCUAGUGCCAAGGAUUUCCCAGAGCCCGUUGAGGAAAAGGUUGGUGCCUUCACGAAGAUCAUAGAAGCCAUGGGGUUCACUGGACCUUUGAAAUACAGUAAAUGGAAGAUUAAGAUUGCGGCACUACGCAUGUACACUAGCUGUGUGAAGAAAACUGACUUCGAGGAAUUCUUUCUAAGGUGUCAGAUGCCUGAUACAUUCAACUCAUGGUUUCUCAUAACUCUUCUUCAUGUCUGGAUGUGCCUAGUCCGGAUGAAGCAGGAAGGCCGGACUGGGAAAUACAUGUGUCGUAUCAUAGUUCAUUUUAUGUGGGAGGAUGUCGAGCAGCGUGGCAGAGUCAUGGGGGUUAAUCCCUAUAUCCUGAAGAAGAACAUGAUGAUUAUGACGAAUAAUUUCUAUGCAGCAAUCUUGGGAUACGAUGAGGGACUCCUUUCGGAUGAUCACGGGCUGGCUGCCGCCCUCUGGAGAAUGUUCUUCAACCAGAAAUGUGAAGACCCUCGGCAGCUCGAACUGUUGGUGGAAUACGUGAGGAAACAGAUUCAGUACCUGGACUCCAUGAAUGGUGAGGAUCUGCUCCUGACAGGGGAGGUGAACUGGCGCCCUCUAGUGGAGAAGGAUCCUCAGAGCGUCCUGAAGCCCCGUUCCCCGAUUUAUAAUGACGAGGGUCUCUGAUGAGCUGGUCCCUCUGAACAGCUGGCUGGGUGGCUUUGAAGAACAACCAGGAGCGAGGUGCCUCUUUGGCCCAGGACCCUGCAGAAAGUGGCCUGCACUGACCUAUGAACAGCAUCUGUCAAAUACCUUGCCCCGUUUGUGUUGGUUUUCCUCUAGCAUACCCAGGACUCUGAUCUGGUAGGGUAUGCAGCUGGGAGAAGCUGCAUACCGAGUGUGCUCCCCCUCAAGAGAAGCCCCGAGCAGAAGCUCCCCAGCACACAUUCCCCACAGCCCCUCCAGCCACCUUGUGAUUGACAGCUUUUCUCAGAGGUUGCAGCAGAGACGGGCUGUGUUGGACAGGGGACACCCCCACCAAGGGCCCACCGCGGCCUAGGAGCAGUUCGUGAUGCUGCUGCGUCAGGACGGGUAACCAUGCUCCGUCCCCUGGCUUAGAGCUGUGGGGUGGCCAUUAAAGACACAGAAUUAACUCUCCCAUGAUUCUUCUUUAUUCCAGAAUCUUUCAGAAACUUACCUGAGGUGGGGUUGCUAUAAGCCGAGGAGAACCCCACAGCUCAGAGACAGGGGCGGGGAGAGAAGGUCGGGAGGGUCUCUGCUGCUGCUUGUGCCUCCAGUUCACAGAGGGUCACCGUUCUGGCCAGGCCGCAGGCCGCCGGGCCUGGUGCCCGGGGACCCCAGAGGCCUCUGCUGGCCGAGGGCUUAUCAUACCCCAACUCAUUUGGAAAGGGGCCUUGAGAACAAAGGUUCCUUUGUCACCCUCCAACGAGCCAGGUGAGGAACAUGCUGUCUUUACUCUCUGUUCCCCCCUCAUGUGAGACAUUGGGGAGAAGAGAAGACGUUCUUCCUGGCUUUGUUGUACCAUCGCAGGACCCGGCCCCGUGCCCGGCUUUCUGUGCCCUUCCCGACCCCCGGAGCGCGUGCUGCAGAGUCACCUUGGUCUGAGCACUCGCGGGCCAGUCCCCUCCCCCCUCUGAGUGUGGGUCAUCUCUUGGGGGACUUUCUUUAAACUGCAGAAAGGGGGCGGGGAACCAUACUGCCCCUCCUUCCCCCAUCAAACUUCCUUCAUUUAACUUGCUAUAAAAUGAGUCAUAUAAAGAAACUCUAUAUGGGUGAGGUAUAUCCCACUUCUGUGAAAACAUUACAAAUCAAACCGCCUUCUCUGCGUUUAUUUAAGAUGCUUUUGUCGUGAGCAGAGCUCUAGAGUGAAGCCUCCUCUGUGUGUGUGAGAUAGUAACACCUUGUCGCUCAUUACAGCUGGGCACUGUUUACACAAGCCAGAGCCGAGCCAGGCAGGAAUUUGCUGAUUAAUUUAUUUUUAAUGGAGUGAAGUAUACCGUGCACCAAAAUAAACUUUACUGUGUAUACCUAA
Phyllostomus hastatus (greater spear-nosed bat) is the source of this 2335-nucleotide messenger RNA. RefSeq names its product ubiquinol-cytochrome-c reductase complex assembly factor 1. Bases 70 to 969 code for a protein of 299 amino acids. The transcript has 10 exons. Gene Ontology annotation, biological process: mitochondrial respiratory chain complex III assembly. NCBI's taxonomy places the organism in Eukaryota, Metazoa, Chordata, Mammalia, Chiroptera, Phyllostomidae. Gene Ontology annotation, cellular component: mitochondrion. The record is from RefSeq and is a predicted model, not a curated record.